AUGCUCCAAGAGUCAUCCCAGGCCGGCCAGGUCGUCGUGCGGAGAAUCGACGACCUGGAUUUCCAGGUUGUGAUUGUUCGAGUCCACAGUGAUGCCGUGGACGUGCUAUACUUGGACGACGGCAAGGUAGAGCCGGGCGUGCCAGCGGACGAAAUAGAUUGGCAAUCCAGCGAUGGAAGGAGGCUAUCCGCGGACCAUCCUUUCUUCCAGGCGGCCCUGGAGAAAGUAGAGGAGAUGGAAGCCAUGACGGCCGCCACGACGAGUGGCAUGCGCUGGGAGCAAGGUCGAUUCCAGGAAGAGGACGGUGCUGUGGUUCUGGCCAGCUGCGUCUCUGUCCUUACGCCGCAGGCGGUGAAGGAUUGGGACUCGGACGCUGCAGCGCAAGCCUGCGGGGCGGGCUUGCGAGGAGUCAGAAGCUUGCGCAAGAAGAUGGAGGCAGAAGUCCCGGCAGUAGCCACGGCUUGA
This is a messenger RNA of Symbiodinium sp. CCMP2592, 465 nucleotides long. The record is from the annotation of a GenBank genome assembly. Lineage: Eukaryota; Dinophyceae; Suessiales; Symbiodiniaceae.